Molecule: messenger RNA, 3024 nt
Organism: Striga hermonthica
Lineage: Eukaryota; Viridiplantae; Streptophyta; Magnoliopsida; Lamiales; Orobanchaceae
Source: the annotation of a GenBank genome assembly
AUGGUGCACAGCGCCUACGAUUCCUUUCAACUCAUCAGUAAUUCCUCCACCAGAGUCGACGCCAUUGAAUCGUACGGCUCCAAUCUUCUCAUAUCAUGCUCCGAUGGCUCCCUCCGAAUCUACGGCCCCGAGUCCUCAUCCGGCGAUCCCCGAUCUCCCCCCUCGCCCUCUGAACUGUAUUCCAAACCCCCGGAGCUGAAGAAGGAGACGUACGUUUUGGAGCGGACGAUUAAUGGCUUCUCCAAAAGGCCGAUGCUCGCCAUGGAGGUCCUCAACUCGCGGGAGCUGCUACUCUCGCUCUCCGAGUCGAUCGCCUUUCACCGGCUGCCCAAUUUGGAGACGCUGGCCGUGAUUACGAAAGCCAAGGGCGCGAACGCUUACUGCUGGGACGAGAGGCGAGGGUUUUUGUGCUUCGCGCGGCAGAAGAGGGUUUGUAUCUUCAGACACGACGGGGGCCGUGGGUUUGUGGAAGUAAAAGAAUUUGGUGUUCCAGACACUGUUAAAUCAAUGUCAUGGUGUGGUGAGAAUAUAUGCUUGGGGAUCCGAAGAGAGUAUGUAAUAUUGAAUUCAACUAAUGGUGCAUUGUCAGAGGUGUUUCCAUCGGGGAGGAUCGCCCCGCCUUUGGUUGUGUCUCUUCCAUCAGGGGAGCUUCUUCUAGGGAAGGACAAUAUUGGUGUGUUUGUUGAUCAAAAUGGGAAACUUCUUCAAGAAGGCAGGAUUUGCUGGUCAGAGGCUCCUACAACAGUUGUUGUAGAGAAGCCAUAUGCAAUAGGUCUCUUACCAAGACACAUUGAGAUACGUUCUCUUCGUGACCCGUAUCCACUGAUUCAAACAGUUGUUCUCCGCAAUGUUCGUCGGAUACUUCAAAGCACCCAUGUUAUCAUUGUCGCUCUAGAAAACUCUAUUUACGGCUUGUUUCCUGUUCCUCUUGGCGCACAGAUUGUACAACUAACAGCUUCAGGCAAUUUUGAGGAAGCAUUGGCUUUGUGCAAAUUACUCCCUCCUGAAGAUUCAAAACUUCGAGCUGCAAAAGAACAAUCAAUUCAUAUUAGAUACGCUCACUAUUUAUUUGAAAAUGGGAGCUAUGAGGAGGCCAUGGAACAUUUUUUGGCAUCUCAGGUGGAGAUCACUUACGUUCUUUCUUUGUAUCCAUCGAUCAUUCUUCCCAAAUCAUCUGUUAUACCUGAACCAGAGAAAUAUAUGGAUAUCAGUGGAGAUGCUUUGGAUCUCUCAAGAGGUUCCUCUGGCAUGUCAGAUGAUAUGGAAUCUCCACUUCCUCAUGCAUUGGAUUCUGAAGAAAGUGCGGAUAUUGAAUCCAGGAAAAUGAACCACAACACUCUGAUGGCUCUCAUUAAGUUCCUUCAGAGGAAGCGAUUUGGUAUUGUUGAAAAGGCUGCUGCGGAGGGAACUGAUGAGGCAGUUUCAGAUGCUGUAGGAAAUAAUUUUGUUUCGUAUGGUAGCAGUCGGCCAAAGAAACAAAACAAGGGUCGAACCAACACGUAUAUCAGCUCAGUUGCUAGAGACACUGCAGCUAUACUUGACACGGCAUUACUUCAGGCUCUUCUAUUGACAGGACAAUCUUCUGCUGCUCUGGAACUACUGAAAGGUCUUAAUUAUUGUGACAUAAGAAUAUGCGAGGAGUUUUUGCAGGAAAGAAAUCAGUAUGUUUGUCUACUGGAACUUUAUAAAUGUAAUGCGAUGCACCGUGAAGCACUCGAGCUUCUACACAAGUUAAUUGAAGAGUCAAACUCAAGUAAUCCACCAGCUGAGCUCAUGCGGAAGUUCAAGCCUGAAAUGAUUAUUGAUUAUCUCAAACCCCUCUGUGGCACUGAUCCUAUGCUUGUCCUGGAGUUUUCAAUGCUUGUUCUCGAGACCUGCCCAACACAAACUAUUGACCUCUUCUUGUCCGGAAACGUUCCAGCUGAUUUGGUCAAUUCUUAUCUGAAACAACAUGCUCCAAAUAUGCAGACUACAUAUUUGGAACUUAUGCUUGCAAUGAACGAAAAUAGUAUCUCUGGAAAUCUCCAGAAUGAAAUGGUGCAAAUUUAUCUGUCAGAAGUGCUUGAUUGGCACAAGGAUCUAUAUUCUCAGCAAAAAUGGGAUGAGAAAACUUAUUCUCCCACAAGGAAGAAACUCUUGUCUGCUUUGGAGAGCAUCUCUGGAUACAAUCCUGAGGUUUUGUUGAAGCGUCUUCCAGCAAAUGCUUUAUAUGAAGAACGAGCAAUUCUAUUGGGAAAGAUGAACCAACAUGAGCUUGCUCUUUCGAUAUACGUGCACAAGCUUAAUGUUCCUGAACUGGCCCUGUCGUACUGUGAUCGGGUAUAUGAGUCUGGACUUCAACAGUCAGCCAAAGCUUACAGCAACAUAUACCUCAUGCUACUGCAAAUAUAUUUGAAUCCUCACAAGACAACAAAGAACUUCGAAAAAAGAAUCACCAAUCUGGUGUCCGCUAGGAGCCCUGGAGCCCCAAAACUUACUUCCGGUUCCAGUAAGAAUAGAAAUCGCCUUUCGAAGAAAAUUGCAGAAAUUGAGGGUGCUGAUGAGAUUCGCUUCAGCCAAAGUGGCACAGACAGUGGAAAGAGUGAUUGCGAUACUGAUGAUGCCGUUGAGGAAGGAUCAUCUGCUAUUAUGCAUGAUAGGGUCCUUGAUUUGUUGAGCCAAAGAUGGGAUCGAAUAAAUGGAGCGCAGGCCUUAAGACUACUUCCCAAGGAAACUAAGCUGAAGAACUUACUUCCUUUUCUUGGACCACUUUUGAGGAAAUCCAGCGAAGCUUACAGGAACUUUUCUGUGAUAAAGAGUUUGAGAGAGAGUGAAAAUCUACAGGUCAAAGAUGAACUGUACACUCAACGGAAAAAUGUCGUGAAGAUUACUAGUGAUACUAUGUGCUCUCUUUGCCACAAAAAGAUAGGAACUAGCGUCUUUGCAGUGUAUCCCAAUGGGAGGACUAUUGUCCAUUUUGUUUGCUUCAAAGAUUCACAGAAUAUGAAGGCUGUUGCAAAAGGCUCACAAUUGCGCAAGAGAUGA